GGCGCUUGGAAGGAGCCGUUUGAACUUCGGAUUCGUACAGACCAGGGGGCAGCGCGAGCUUCUGGGGCGCUGAGAGGGCGGGGCUGGUCGGCGGCAUGAAGGUGUGAGAGGAGCAGCGCACGGACCGGAGAGAGUUGGAAGAGAAAGAUAAGCUUUCUCAACUUGGAAUGAACUAGUCAUUGAACUGAUCUAGUUGGUUUCAGAACCCUCAAGCCAUGUCAAAGGGCAUUGUUUGGAUUUUCUACCGCAGUUUUCGUCUCAGUUUCUGAAAGAGAUGGCUGGACUUCUAAUCAGAGCAUUGAACCUGGACCUCACUAGUGACAGCUCCUGCCAUUCUUUUGUAUUUACUGCUGGCCAGUUGGUUUAAAGUUCUCACUAGUAAAUGUCUGACAGAUUUUCAAGUAUAGACAUUUGGUAGUGUCUAAUGAGGAUAUAAAGAACUACGUUGGCCAGAUAGGAGGUGCAGGAUCAGGUGUAUAGCUGGAAUUUAGCUAGCAAAUAACAGCAGAGGACAAGUGCGCUGGGGAGUCUCAUACGGCGCCUGGGAGUAGACAGUUCCCUCAUGCUCAGUCUUUGCACGUUGAAACAAUCUGUUUUAAUACAAAAUGGACAUCAAAUAUUUUCAGUGACAGAACAACAAGGGGGUUCCUUUCACGUUUCUGAGGAAAAAAGGAAGUCUUUGGUCACUGGGGAAGCUUCAGUAGAAGAAUGACUACAAGGAGCCAUCAGAUUCUUCUUGGUUAAGACCAUAACAAUAAAACUGGGCAUAUAUGUGCAAUAUGUCUCUAGUGUUGCUCCUACUGGAGAUGUAGUGCAUGGACAGGGCAGAAGUGCCACAAGCAGGUUCCUCUGCAGCUGCAAGAGGCAUUUGAAAAAGGUGUGCUAGCCCUCUGAUAUCUCAAAAUGCCAUUAGUGAAAAGAAACAUAGACCCCAGGCACCUGUGUCACACAGCACUGCCCAGAGGCAUCAAGAAUGAACUGGAAUGUGUCACCAAUAUCUCGUUGGCAAAUAUAAUUAGACAACUGAGUAGUCUAAGUAAAUAUGCUGAAGAUAUAUUUGGUGAGCUUUUCAACGAAGCACACAGUUUCUCCUUCAGGGUUAACUCCUUACAAGAACGUGUGGACCGUUUAUCUGUCAGUGUUACACAACUUGACCCAAAGGAAGAAGAACUGUCAUUGCAGGAUAUUACAAUGAGAAAAGCUUUCCGGAGUUCCACAAUUCAAGAUCAGCAGCUGUUUGACCGCAAGACUCUGCCUAUUCCUUUGCAGGAGACUUAUGACACUUGUGAACAACCUCCCCCACUCAACAUACUCACCCCUUACAGAGAUGACGGAAAAGAAGGUUUGAAGUUUUACACCAAUCCUUCAUAUUUCUUUGAUCUAUGGAAAGAAAAGAUGUUGCAGGACACCGAGGACAAGAGAAAGGAAAAGAGAAAGCAGAAGCAGAAAAAUCUAGAUCGCCCUCAUGAACCGGAAAAAGUGCCCAGGGCGCCUCAUGACAGACGGCGAGAGUGGCAGAAGUUAGCCCAAGGUCCAGAACUUGCUGAGGAUGACGCUAAUCUCUUACAUAAGCACAUUGAAGUUGCUAAUGGCCCAGCCUCGCAUUUCGACCCAAGACCUCAGCCAUAUGUGGAUCAUAUGGAUGGAUCCUACUCCCUUUCUGCAUUACCCUAUAGUCAGAUGACUGAACUUCUGAGCAGAGCUGAGGAGCGAGUGUUGGUCAGACCACAUGAGCCACCACCCCCUCCACCAAUGCAUGGUGCAGGGGAUGUGAAACCCAUACCUCCUUGUAUUAGCUCCACCACAGGUUUGAUAGAAAAUCGUCCUCAGUCACCAGCAACAGGCAGGACACCAGUGUUUGUGAGCCCCACCCCACCCCCUCCUCCUCCUCCUCUUCCAUCUGCUUUGUCCACUUCUUCAUUGAGAGCUGCAAUGACUUCCACCCCUCCUCCACCCAUACCUCCACCACCACCACCUCCAGCAGCUGUUUUGCAAGCACCAGCAGUGCCACCUCCACCAGCUCCUCUCCAGAUUGCUCCUGGAGUUCUUCAUCCAGCUCCUCCUCCAAUCGCACCACCUCUAGCACAGCCCUCUCCUCCAGUCACUAGAGCUGCCCAAGUAUGUGAAACUGUACCAGUUCAGCCAGUUCCACAAGCUGAAGUGCAAGGACUUCCUCCUCCCCCCCCACCUCCUCCACUGCCUCCCCCUGGCAUUCGACCCUCAUCUCCUGUCUCAGUUGCCACCCUCUCUCAUCCUCCCACAACCAUUGUUCCUGGCCCUCAUGCUCCACUAAUGCCUCCAUCUCCACCAUCCCAAGUGAUUCCUGCUCCUGAACAAAAACGCCACCCAUCAACUCUACCUGUAAUCAGCGAUGCCAGAAGCGUUCUACUGGAAGCAAUACGAAAAGGUAUUCAGCUACGCAAAGUCGAAGAGCAGCGUGAACAAGAAGCUAAACAUGAGCGCAUUGAGAAUGAUGUUGCCACUAUAUUGUCUCGCCGCAUUGCUGUGGAAUACAGUGAUUCAGAAGAUGAUUCAGAGUUUGAUGAAGUGGAUUGGUUGGAGUAAAAUAGAUACAUUGAUAUACACUGAA
Messenger RNA from Mauremys reevesii (Reeves's turtle), 2590 nucleotides. RefSeq names its product WASP family member 1 (gene WASF1). Gene Ontology annotation, molecular function: protein kinase A regulatory subunit binding; actin binding; Arp2/3 complex binding. The transcript is spliced from 17 exons. Gene Ontology annotation, biological process: positive regulation of Arp2/3 complex-mediated actin nucleation; actin cytoskeleton organization. Gene Ontology annotation, cellular component: cytoskeleton. Lineage: Eukaryota; Metazoa; Chordata; Testudines; Geoemydidae. The coding region runs from base 904 to 2565 and encodes 553 amino acids. The record is from RefSeq and is a predicted model, not a curated record.